Messenger RNA from Trichoderma reesei QM6a, 699 nucleotides. RefSeq lists its product as uncharacterized. Bases 1 to 699 code for a protein of 232 amino acids. The transcript has a single exon. Lineage: Eukaryota; Fungi; Ascomycota; Sordariomycetes; Hypocreales; Hypocreaceae. The record is from RefSeq and is a predicted model, not a curated record.
AUGAAGUUCCUCGCUACCACCGUUCUCGCUGCCGCCGCGGCUUUCCUGUCCGUCGCCUCUGCUUCUGACUUCGACCUCGGCGGGAAGACCCUCAGCGAGGUGCUCUUCAGCGAUGACGACGAGUACGACGAUUUCCCCUGCGUCGAGAUCAUCUUCCGAGACAACACAUGCCACUUUGACGAUGACCGCCGAUUCUCCGCCGCCUACCUUUCCGCCCGCUCUGAGUGCGUCUGCGGCGGCGAUGGCCUCGAUGAUUUCCUCGACUGCCAGCGGUGCCUGUUGGACCACGGCUUUGGCCGCGAAGUCCGAGACCUCUGGCGCAGAAUCUUCGCCGUUAUUCGACAGUUGGCCUGCGAUGAUGACCGCCGACUGGCCAUUUCUCAGGAUGCUCCGGUACCGACCGCUCCCACUCCCUCCAUCAUUACCAUCACCGUCUCUGAUCCCAAUCAGGUCGUCCCCCCUGCCACUGUGAGCGCAACCGGUGCCGGCCCUUCACCAACCGGGCUUCAGAAGUCUAGUGAUGAGGACGCUGCCACUGUCCCGACCGCUUUGCCCGCAUCGGAAUCGACCGUUUCCAACGAUUUGCACGAGUCCCCAGACGUCGACGUUUCCUCCGACCGAUCUGCUGCCGUCUCGUCCUUCUCGAGUUCUGGAAUGGCUUUGGUCUUUGCUGGUGGCAUCAUCUUGGGCUUGCUGUGA